Messenger RNA from Punica granatum (pomegranate), 2576 nucleotides. The record is from RefSeq and is a predicted model, not a curated record. NCBI's taxonomy places the organism in Eukaryota, Viridiplantae, Streptophyta, Magnoliopsida, Myrtales, Lythraceae.
UUAGUCCCGUUCUCUGAGUUGAAUUCUACUUCCCGCUUGGCCGUCUGUGUUCAUUCGGUGUGGUUUGCGCCCCAAGCUUGACGUUUUCUGAGCUGAUUCUGUGAUUGCCUGCCGUCGGAUGCUCAUUCAUUUGACGUGCGACUGAGUUUGGCGCAGUGUUGUCGUGUUGUACUAGGCUUUUGAAAUGAAUGUGGUUGUUGGAUCUUGACGUGAUUUUGACGCAAUGUGAGCUGUUGAAGUGGGCUGGCUUCACUCCGAGGAUUGACUAAUAUUGUUUAUCAUUUUCGGGUGAAAUGGAUCGGCGGUUUGCACUGAACUUGACGGACAUUUCUCGAUUUGUCGACUGUAUGCGGCUUUUGGAUCUGCUGUCCGAUGAAAUCUAUUAGCUUUUACGUAUCUCUGACGAUGACAUACUCGUUUGAAGUUCGGAGUCAGCUGGUAGCUCGGAUCCAUCCUUGGGGAGCGUGUGAUGCUCUGAGCAAUGGCUCUCAAGGUUUCAGCCAGAGAAGCGGCACAGAUUGCUAUCGGAUCGAUUGGGCGUGGUUAUGAUAUAUCGAUAGAUCUGAGGCUCAAAUACUGCAAAGGGGAUUCAAUUUAUUCACGUUUGAUUGAGAUUGGUGAGGAAGGAGGACGUGAGAUUGUUCUACCUGGUGGAAUUUCGAUCAAGUAUGUGCCUAAGUCCAUAAAUUGUGACAAAGGAGAGCGAACAAGGUUUAGGUCCGAUGUUCUCUCUUUCCAACAGAUGUCGGAACAGUUCAACCAGGAGAUGUCCCUAACAGGAAAAAUUCCUUCAGGCCUCUUCAAUUCAAUGUUCGAAUUGUCAGGAAGUUGGCAGAAAGAUGCAGCGAACACUAAGACGCUUGCAUUUGAUGGAGUUUUUAUUACACUCUACACUGUUGCACUUGAAAAGUCUCAUGUUGUCCUCUGCAACCAUGUGAAGAGCGCUGUCCCAUCAUCGUGGGAGCCUGCUGCAUUAGCAAGGUUCAUUGAGACAUUUGGAACUCAUAUAAUCGUUGGUAUAAAAAUGGGAGGGAAGGAUGUAAUAUAUAUGAAGCAGCAGCAUUCCUCAACUCUUCAGCCUGCUGAAGUACAAAAGAGACUGAAGGAGAUGGCAGAUAAGAGGUUUCUAGACAGCAAUGGACAAUAUAACGUGGUUCCUGAACAAGUUUACCGGAAUGAGAAGGUUGAUAUCAGGGACCAACGGCUACGGUUUGCAGAUGCCAGUUCGUCAAGUUCUUAUCUACUCAAAGAGGACAUCGUGACUAUUUGCAAGAGAAGAGGUGGAAGUGAUAAUAGAAACUUCUCCCACAAUGACUGGUUAAACACAGUACAGUUAGAGCCUGAUGUAAUUUCGAUGACCUUCAUUCCAAUUACCUCACUGUUGAGUGGAGUUCCCGGAAGUGGCUUUCUAAGCCAUGCCAUUAAUCUGUAUCUAAGAUAUAAACCACCGAUUGAAGAGCUCCAGCAGUUUCUCGAAUUUCAGCUCCCGAGACAGUGGGCCCCAGUAUUCAGUGAACUUCCCCUUGGCCCUCAGCGGAAGCGACAGAGCACAGGUUCAUUGAGGUUCAGCUUGCUGGGUCCUAAGCUGUACGUGAACACCACUCAGGUUGAUGUGGGGAAGAGGCCAGUUACAGGAAUGAGGCUGUACUUGGAGGGCAAAAGGAGCGACCGCUUGGCAAUUCAUUUACAGCAUCUCUCCACCCUUCCAAAAUCAUUCCAGCUGAUCGAUGACCCAAGUGGAAACUUCACUCAGGAAUCCUAUGACCGCAGGUAUUACGAGAAAGUCCAGUGGAAGAACUGUUCUCACGUGUGCACUGCCCCAGUAGAGACGGAUGAGGAUCUCUCAAUUGUCACGGGGGCCCAGCUUCAGGUUGAAAAUUACGGGAUGAAGAACAUUUUAUUCUUACGGCUCCGAUUCUCAACUCUAUUGGGAGCGAUCGCUGUGAAACGGCCCGUGUGGGAUGGGUCACCUGGAUUAUCACCCAAGUCAGGGAUUAUAUCAACCCUCAUAAGCCAUCACUUCUCAACAGUACAAAAACCACCACCAAGGCCCGCCGAUGUGAAUAUAAACUCGGCUGUUUACCCAGGUGGACCGCCGGUGCCAGUCCAAGCGCCGAAGCUUCUGAAGUUUGUUGAUACAACGGAGAUGACUCGUGGGCCAGAGGAAACUCCCGGGUACUGGGUGGUCUCGGGGGCAAAACUGGCGGUCGAGAAGGGUAGGAUCUCUCUCCGGGUCAAGUACUCUCUGCUGACUGCUGUGUUGCCUGAUGAAGAGCUAGAACCCAUGGGAGAACCCUAAUGGGCCAUGUCUGCUUACUCUCUCCGGAAGGAGAAAAUUGAGUUUGAGUGGGGAGUCCGAUACGGAUAGGGUCGGGUCGGGUUGCCGAGGUUGCGCAGGGGUUGUGGAGUGUGGAGGCUUGAUGUUGAUGCUUUGUUCCAUAUAAUCUGCAUUGUGUAUGUAAUAUUUAUUCAUCUUUGAUUAGCGAUGUGAUUUUUCUUCCAUAAAUCAUCUCUCUGUGCUUAAACUUCCCAGCCCAUUUCCCUACGCACACAGAGAAGCUAAGAUAAUUUUCUCC